Medioppia subpectinata is the source of this 474-nucleotide messenger RNA. NCBI's taxonomy places the organism in Eukaryota, Metazoa, Arthropoda, Arachnida, Sarcoptiformes, Oppiidae. The record is from the annotation of a GenBank genome assembly.
AAGAAUAACGGAAUCAGUAGCACUUUAAUCAUCGACUCCGCGGUCGCCUAUAUUAUGGAAAGAGUGGACAUAGUAUUGGUCGGCGCCGAAGGGGUGGCAGAAAGUGGAGGAAUUAUUAAUAAGAUCGGCACUUAUUCGGUGGCCAUUUGCGCGAAGACAAUGAAUAAGCCUUUCUAUGUAUUGGCCGAGAGUUACAAAUUCAUACGACUGUAUCCACUGAACCAAUCGGACGUUCCCUCAAGACUCAAAUGGAAAUCCAAUCGCCCCGACUAUGAGGCGCACCCAUUGGUCGACUACACGCCUCCCUCUUAUAUAACAUUGCUUUUAACAGAUUUGGGAACUCUAACUACAGCCGCCGUUAGCGACCAAUUAAUGCAACUUUAUUUAUAGUCUAAUAAAUUAAUUCAAUUUUUUAUACGUAAAUCCGAUUGUUAUCUAAUUAAUUGUCUGUUAUUUAAUUGGAGAUAAAAAUAU